CAUACUGAUAGUUUCGUAUGUUUUUAACAUCAAGGAUUAAUCAAAAAGUGCAUAUUAUUCGCAAGUAAAGCAAGUAUUUUAAAUUGUUGCAAAAAAAUUUAAGAGCCUCUGGGUACAAGAUUAAAACUUCUCUGUGUUGUUAUUUUUCUACCUUAACAAGGAUGUUUUGUUAAAUCAAAAAAAUUGGAUGCUUCGAGCAAGUAAGGAACUUGCUUUAACGUUGUUUGCAAUCCAAUACAGAUAAAUCACCGGUUACAAGUAACGUUUUUAUUGUGAGCAAGCCACAAAAAAUGUCUAAAUACACAGAGUUUAUUAAUACCAAAGUUGGCUAUGAAAGUUUAUCGAAUGUUAAAUGGAGUAUAGAAAGUUUAAAGUUAAAAGAUUUCGUCUCAAAGAAUAAAUUACCACAAAUUGUAUGCGUUGACGAAGGACAUUAUGCAUCUGAUGGUAAUGAGAAAAUUUGGUCUGGACAGAAACUAAAGUUGCAUUCCGUUAAAAACGAACUGACAGCGCUUUGUUACAACGUGCAUAAUUUGCCCCACAAAAUACCAUUACAUUGCCAGGAACCAGUAGAGUUUUUUAUCCGUGAAAAGCCAACUCACUGUGCUUCUGUUAUUGACAUAGCAAAACUAAAUCCAUUACCAAAUUAUGUUAUAACACAAAGUCAAAUUUUUAUCUCUAUUGGCGAUCAAAAAAAAGGGCUGCGUAUCAGAGAAAACGAAAAGCUGCGAAUCAUGUUUCGAACUGAACAAACAACGAGUCAACCAAAAGAUUAUUUGACUUUUCGCAAUGAAACAGGAGAUAUGUUUGAAUUGCCAUUCAAUUGUCAAGCUGGUUUUCACCCAAUCUACAAAAAAGAAACACACCUGUUAAAUCAGAUUCUGCCAAACCGUGCUGCCAGCUUUGAACGACCAGUAUACUUCAAGUUCGUCAAUCCUCAGUUUUGUUAUUAUCAGCUUGGUGUCUUAAAAUGCAAAGAAGUGAAAACGAGGACAGUGGUUGUUGCUUCAAGUAUGCAGAAAAGCUCCAAAUAUGAUUUUAGCAUUCCAAUCGAGAGUGGCAUCACAGUAAGAGUUGCUGAAGGUACAAAAAAGUCUUAUAACGAGUAUGAAAUACAAACGAAGAAUUACAUUGUUAAAGAAAAUGAAAAUGAAAUGAAAAAAUCUUGCAUUAUUGAAAUGGUUCGAAAAUUUCCGCCCAGACAAGAAAACAGUGAGCAGUUCUCAAGUCCCCUUGAUCAGAAGACGAAACCUCAAAAUCGGUCUUAUUCGGUACCAACGCCUAAACCCCGGAAGGAGCAGGAUAGAAGCAAGUGUAGCUCCAACUCUGAAGAUAUAUACACUGAAUUAAUUUUAUCAUCGUUGGACGAGAAUGAAUAUGCUGUACCAAUGUUCACGGAUGUCCCUUUACCUUUGACGGAAACACAAAAACCUACUCAAAGUGACAAACUUACACCAAUAAAACAGAACAGUGCGAUAGAGUCACACAAAGCAAGAGAUCCUCCACCUGUGAUGACAAAACCAAAGCCUAGUAUAAGUAAUCUUAACAAUUCUACGCCAGAGAACAUAAGCGCGAGAGAGUCACACAAAUCAAGAGACCCUCCACCUGUGAUGACAAAACCAAAGCAUAGUCUAAGUGAUCAUAACAGUUCUACACAAGAGAAUCCCACAUCAGCAAAAGACAUUAGCGCGAAAAAAUUAGACGAUGUAAAAACGAAAGAUUCUUCACCUUUGACAACACAAGCAGCUAUUGAACCGAGCGAUCAUAGCACACCUACACUGGUAAAGAACAUGAGCGUGGCAGAGCUGUGCAAUGAAUUAAAAAAGUUGAAGCUGAAGAAAGAUGUCGAGAUAUUUAAAGAACAUUUAAUCGAUGGUCAGUUGCUAUGCAAACUCACAGAAAAUGACUUAAAAGAAAUGGAAUUUAGUAGCUUGGAAAUUAGAAAGAUUGUUAGUUUUAGAGAAGGCUGGCUUCCAAAAAUAUCGUAAAAACUGAUUUAAAACGAGGUGAUUUACAGUGAACAUUAAAAAAGAACUUGUGAAUCAAAAAAGACAAGUUUUGUAUGCAUUAAAAAAAAAUUGAUAUCUUAUUCAGUAACACUUUUUAAAUGUACAAAAAAGUAUGUUGACCCUAUUCGGUCCUGUCAGGUUUUUUAAAUAACUAUUUUUUGCUAUACUGAAUGGUUAUGAUACUUACUGAGUUUCUAUAUUUAUCUAUUAGACACCUGUAUGCCAAAUAUCUACGUCACAUACCUCUCAGACCUUUAGAUAUUGGCUAUUACUACCCCUAAAAAUCUCUAUGAAAUCCUUAUAAUUGACAAAAUAUAAUAACUCUUGUUAGGAUUAUCCUUAGAACUUGAAACUUACAACACAAAUUUAUUUCGUCGAGGAAAACCUUCCUGAAAAUUUUGGUCAACUAAAUAAUCCGAUUGCCUGUUAAAAAAUGAAUUUGUUUAUUAAUUCGAACUAUGUAAAAACUUAAAAAUAUGUUUAAUAAUUUUUAUUCGGCGCUUAGAAACCUUUAUUUGAAAUCCACCGCUUCUGAUGACGUCACAAAAAGUUGCUGAUGUAAGCAAAAAUUUAUUGCUGCCAAUUUUGUGCCUUUUAUGACGUACUAUAAGUGUAUGGUAGACGUAUCUAGAAAUAUAAAUAUGUUUAUAAUGUGUGAUUUUUAGUUAUAUAUAUAUGUGUGAUAAAGUAGUUUUAUUUUGUCUUUUCAUGUUUCAUGUUCUUUAUCCUCCAUGUUUAAUGUAGUAAAUAUUAUUGAUUAUAAAGUUUUAAUUUAUCGAGUAAAUUUUUUGCGAUUAAAAUAGCAGUUUGUCUCUGCAA
Messenger RNA from Hydractinia symbiolongicarpus, 2828 nucleotides. RefSeq lists its product as uncharacterized. The record is from RefSeq and is a predicted model, not a curated record. The transcript has a single exon. Lineage: Eukaryota; Metazoa; Cnidaria; Hydrozoa; Anthoathecata; Hydractiniidae. Gene Ontology annotation, molecular function: protein binding. The coding region runs from base 291 to 1988 and encodes 565 amino acids.